AUGACAUCCCGCUCGGCGCCUAUAGUGACUGUAUCGUCAUCUUUAGUGCCGGCAAUGCUGGCGUCUGCAGCGGGCCAUCACAUGCCAAGAAAGCCCACUCCAUGGUAUCCAUGGGCCGUCUCAUCAGGCUUAGUGGGAAGCGGACAGUUAGUCAAUACCGGCAACACUUCUCAUCACAUGUUGUUUCGUGAAAACAAAGAUUCCGACCACGGAGAAGAUAUCGAUAUGGAUGAUGACAACCAAUCGGAUACCUGUUCUGAGAAGGACUCGAUUCACACUAAGAAUAAAUUAAACGGCGGCUCAAGAAUGAAAGACAACGCGUCGAUCGUUCAGAACAAUAAUGGUAUGAAUGGGAACAGAAGGAAGAAGAAGACUAGAACUGUCUUCACUCGAAGCCAAGUCUUUCAAUUGGAGUCAACAUUUGAUAUGAAGAGGUAUUUGUCGAGUUCAGAGCGGGCGGGACUCGCAGCCUCCCUACACCUCACGGAAACUCAAGUUAAAAUAUGGUUUCAGAAUCGGCGAAACAAAUGGAAGCGUCAGUUGGCGGCCGAGUUGGAGGCGGCGAAUAUGGCUCACGCGGCCGCUCAACGCAUACGAGCCGUUCCCAUCUUAUAUCACACCACAUCCGGACAUCCCAGUCAUCCCGGACACCAUCACUCGCACUCACACGACACAAAUGGCAACCCAAACGCCUCGUCCACCACCAGCUCUGGUCACGCGGACAACGCGGCCGUAUCUCUUCAGGCGGCCCUCUCCUCAUACUAUUACCAUCCGUCACAUCAUUCUUCAGCGGCUGCUUUCAUAUCAUCUGGAAGUCACUUAAACUCUGCGGUGGCCUCAGCGGCGACUGCAGGCGCCAUAAGGACACCAACCAUAUCGGGUUUGGUCUGAUUUUGACAUUUCAU
Molecule: messenger RNA, 905 nt
Organism: Oppiella nova
Lineage: Eukaryota; Metazoa; Arthropoda; Arachnida; Sarcoptiformes; Oppiidae
Source: the annotation of a GenBank genome assembly